Eutrema salsugineum is the source of this 994-nucleotide messenger RNA. Its product is annotated as imidazoleglycerol-phosphate dehydratase 2, chloroplastic. Lineage: Eukaryota; Viridiplantae; Streptophyta; Magnoliopsida; Brassicales; Brassicaceae. Gene Ontology annotation, molecular function: imidazoleglycerol-phosphate dehydratase activity. The coding region runs from base 51 to 860 and encodes 269 amino acids. The record is from RefSeq and is a predicted model, not a curated record. Gene Ontology annotation, biological process: L-histidine biosynthetic process. The transcript has 8 exons.
AUGGUUUAGAAAUCACAAAUCAAACCUUCUUCUUCUCUCUCUACUCUACCAUGGAGCUCUCUUAUGCGCCGGCCAUCUUCAGCCACUCUUCCUCCACCCAGUUUCUCCGAUUCUUUCCUCGGCGAUUAUCAAUCGCAUCUUCUCUUCCUCCUCCUCGAUUCCUACGGAUGGCGUCUCAGUCUCAGCAUCACGAAUCUGUCCCCUGCGCUUCGGUUCCCGGAGAUAACGGUUUCCCGGCGAUUUCCUCUUCUCCGAUCGAAUCAGGUCGAAUAGGUGAAGUGAAGAGAGAAACAAAGGAAACAAAGGUCUCUGUGAAGAUAAACUUGGAUGGUAAUGGAGUUUCAGAUAGCUCCUCUGGGAUCCCUUUCCUCGACCAUAUGUUAGAUCAACUUGCUUCACAUGGAUUGUUCGAUGUUCACGUAAGAGCUACCGGUGACACUCACAUCGAUGAUCAUCAUACAAAUGAAGACGUUGCUCUUGCCAUUGGAACAGCUUUGUUAAAGGCACUUGGGGAGCGGAAAGGGAUUAACCGUUUCGUAGAUUUCACAGCUCCUCUUGAUGAAGCACUUAUACAUGUUUCCUUGGAUCUAUCUGGUAGACCAUAUCUUGGUUACAACUUAGAGAUACCAACGCAGAGAGUAGGAACAUACGAUACGCAGUUGGUGGAGCACUUCUUUCAGUCAUUGGUGAAUACUUCUGGUAUGACACUUCACAUCCGACAGCUUGCUGGUAAAAACUCUCAUCACAUAAUAGAGGCAACCUUUAAGGCCUUUGCAAGGGCUCUCCGGCAAGCAACAGAGUCUGAUCCACGUCGUGGUGGGACAAUACCAAGUUCGAAAGGAGUCUUGUCUCGAUCUUAAGAGCCGGUGAGAAAAAGAAAAACCGAUUCUGCCUGUUGUUUGGAGUUGAUGAUGAGCAGACCACAUCAGUUGUUUCAUGUACAAUUUUGGAUCUUUGUUCAUUUGCAAAGGUUGAUGCAUUUAAGAUCAGUUUU